AUGGUUUAUAUCGACAGUAGUGGUACGGUCCGUGGCCAACGACCGUUAUGGACACCAAGUGGAUUCUACUAUGCGAUAGUUUCCUUUAUCAAUUUCAUUGUACUAUUUGUUCGAUCAUUGAUUGAUCCAACAUUGACUAAACAUGGAAGUAAUAUGGAAGCAACUAAUUAUCGUACAGGUGGUGGAGGGGGAGGUGGUGGUAAUGGUGGUGGUCGACACGAUCGACCUCCUGACGCACGACCAAGACGACGUUUUGGCGGAUUUGGUGGCACAGGCGGAGGACCUGGUUGUGCACCGAUGGCGGGUGGAUGA
Molecule: messenger RNA, 312 nt
Organism: Adineta ricciae
Lineage: Eukaryota; Metazoa; Rotifera; Eurotatoria; Adinetida; Adinetidae
Source: the annotation of a GenBank genome assembly